AUGAGGCAGCUGGCGCCCAUCCGCUGGGUCGCCCAGGCCUGUCUGCUCUGCCUGCUCUGUCUGACGCUGCUGUCACCAUUGACUGUUGCCCGCUCAUUUGCGCUGCCACUUGGGGUAUCUUUCGAUACCCGGGGAAAUGAACUCACCACGCGGGCAGACGAUGAGAAAUUCCUGCUGAGAAUCAUGCCUCUCGGUGCGUCGAUCACCCUGGGCUACAAAUCCACCGAUGGCAAUGGCUACCGAGAAUGGAUUCGACAGCAACUCCGUUCUGAAGGCUGGCCGGUGCAGAUGGUCGGCAGCCGACGGUUCGGCAAGAUGCGUGACAAUCGCAACGAGGGCCACAUCGGCUUCAGAAUCGACCAGUUAUCCAAAAAGGCUGAAGAGACUAUCCCCGAAAAGCCAAACCUGAUUCUCAUCAACGCGGGCACAAACGACGCCCUACAAGACUACCAGAUCUACUCUGCCGGCCUUCGCAUGGGUAAGCUCGUCGACAAGCUGUUAAGCAGUAUCGACGGAACGACCAUCAUUCUCUCCACGCUCCUCCCAAACAAGAAAAAACCGGAGAAAGUCGAGAUCAUUAACGAGCAGUUCCGCGACCUGGUCGCAUACCACCGCGCAAAGAAUGAUCGGAUCGUCCUAGCUGAUAUGAGCAAAUUCAUCACAGCCGACGAACUGGUCGAUGGGAUCCACCCAGACGAUGCCGGGUACGAGCGCAUGGCCUCGGUCUGGUGGGCGGCGUUCCAGACGGCGCAGAGCGAAGGCAUGCUGCAGAAUUUCAACUACACAGUCAGCGCGCUCAAAGAGAAGAAGCUGGACGACAAUACGACCGACCCAAACCUGCCGGCCUAUUCUGCACCUGCUCAGCCGACGGUGACGGGAGGGCAGCCGCCGUUUGGUCGAGUACAGAUCUGGGUGCUGGUCUCCCAGAUAUUUUCUGUCUAUAUUGGCUUUUCUACUAUGUAUAUGUAA
Penicillium argentinense is the source of this 969-nucleotide messenger RNA. Its product is annotated as SGNH/GDSL hydrolase family protein. The transcript has 4 exons. The record is from RefSeq and is a predicted model, not a curated record. Gene Ontology annotation, molecular function: phosphatidylcholine lysophospholipase A1 activity. The coding region runs from base 1 to 969 and encodes 322 amino acids. Lineage: Eukaryota; Fungi; Ascomycota; Eurotiomycetes; Eurotiales; Aspergillaceae.